UUUUUUAUCUUUACGAGUUUUCUUGCCUUUCGUCAGGUGAAGAAUGGAACAACACAAACAGGUUAAGGCUUUCAUCAUCCUCGUUCUAUGUAUAAUAACAUCGAAGAAUGGAGGUAUUAUUGUUGUGCAAAAUAUUUUAACAUUCACAAUUUGUAAUGUUUUGUUGUUUUGUUAUGUUUUACAUAAUUUCACUUUAUACCUGAGGUUCAGUAAAUGAUGUCAGUCUGUGGGGGAAGGAGGUGAAUUUCAUGCAGAAGGACUGUAAAUUCUGGCUGCUGGAAGAUGGUCAGGAAAUCCCUGACCUGGAAGAGCUCAGUGUGUGCGUCAACAUAAAGAGGAAGAUCAGCAAUUCGCACUGGACCGUGUUCACGUACCUGCACCCUGAUAAGACGCACAUAGAGCUAGGGAUGAAGGGUCAUGGAAAAGACCUCUAUAUCAUAAUGUUUGAGAGAGUUUGGACCAUUUCUUCUGUGGUGUCCUUGGAUAACUGGCAUUCAGUUUGCAUGACGUGGUCCAAGUCUAUGAUUGAGCCAAAAGUAUAUGUUAAUGGAUCCAAGGUGGUCUUAAAAGCACAGUUUGAAGGAAUGGCUCUGCACCCUCACUACCAUAUUGUGGCCGGUGGUGGCACUUUGACUUUAGCUGUGGCCCACAGUUUUGUAAAGGACAAUAUUAACAUUGAAACAGGAACUGAACUAAAGGGCAGUUUAAGUCAGUUCAGGGUGUGGAAACAUGUACGUACCGCUGAGGACAUUUCAGGGAAGACCUGCACUGAUGGGGAUGUUCUGCAUUGGGAUGAAAGAAUCUGGAAAGAAAUCAAAGACUGUCAUCCUAUAGAUGACAAUACGCAACAGUGUGACUGGCCUUAUUAUGAAGUAAAAUUAGUGAUCAUCAUCCAUCGUGAAGAUGGAAACAAAACAAAUAUUUAUGAUGCUAAAGAAGUUGUACAUCAAUGGUUGACAAAAGCAAUAGGAGAGUUAAAAUUCGGGCAGUCAUACAUAUAUUUCCACGAAGUGUUUCCUUUAGGAGGCUUACAUACACUUUCCAGUAGUAAUGCAGAGGAGGGAACCAUGAAAUUGUGGGCCACAAGUCCUGGAAUCAGCCAGUUUAACUGCUUAGCUCAACUGACUGUGGUUCCUAGUGCUAAUGUAGGGAAAAUGCAGGUAGAACUCUCGGAGAUUCUCGCCAAGAGAAACAAAAUAGACCACUAUGAAAUAUUUACAGAUCCUGAUUUCAUCUUCAUAUACCCUCUUGAGGAUCUCCGACCAAACACAACCCCACCAAUAACAGCGACGACAUCUUUGCCUCGCACAACUGAAACACCAACAACCACAGCUCCUCAGCCGACUACUGAAAUCAUGACUACUGCAAAAACAAUAGGAACAACACAUAUACAAAUGGAAGCAACAACAGCAGUUGUCUCAUCCUCUACUGAAACAACAAUCACUAUCUCCACACCAUUCAUGGAAACAACCCUGGCAGAAAGUUCCUCGACAAUUAAACACACAACAGUUUUAUCCUCCACAACAAGUCUUACAUUAAAAACAACUACAUGCUCUUCUAUAGUGUCACCUGAAGGAAUAAAAUCAGAUAGUUAUUUCAAUGUCAACGUCAAUGUGACAAUAAACGGCUCUGGUGACCCUAAGAAUAUCAUUGAAACCUGGCUUAAUGAAACUCUUUCUAGUAAAGGAAUAUCUGUGUUCCACUUUAAACUCUUGACCUCCUCAACACAUGCACGAAAACGAAGUGUGGAAACAAAAUCAUCCCAAGUGGUUAGAAAGCAUUCCCUGCUCUCAGUAACAAGACAAAGCUGUGUCUUUCAUGCUCGGGUAACAACUUCCUCAAACAUCACAGAGACACAAAAACAAAUUCAUUUUCUUCUGGAGAAAACAUACACCAGUGGAUCAGUAUGCUUGGAUGCCCAGCCUGACGACAUUUUAAUUUCUUAUAUUGGGCCAUGUCCUGAACACAACCAUCACACCAGACAGGGGCUUUUCAAAUGGCCCCAAACUGAUGUUCAGCGCAUUGCAUCGCUUUCCUGUGAAGGAAACCCUGAAAAGACAGCAUUUAGGGAAUGUUUUCUGGAUGCAAACUCUAACGAUGCUCUUUGGAAGUCUCCAGACUUGGGCGAUUGCCAGGUUGUGGUCAACAGAUUGUCAGAUCUGGAGGGCAUUAUAGUCACUACUGACAAUGCAGAAGAUAUUCUGAUGAUGAUUAAGGACUUGAUACAUGAGAUCAAAGAUCUGGAUGAGAAUGAGCUCUCAACUGUACUGAAUAAACUGUCCGAUGUGAUUAACGUUAGAGUGAUCACACCUCCGCUGGGAGAGGUCAUCAUCAGCAUCACGUCUGACAUCCUGGAGUCUAAAAGCAACCUGCAGCCUUUCACCAACAGUAUUCUGAACAUCACAGAGGCUGUUGGAGACCAGAUGUUAGGGUUCACUGGAGGCUUAGUCAGUUUAACAGCUUCUGCCAUGGCAAUAUCAGUGGUCAAUAUUGACCAAGACAAUUUUCAUAACCUCACCUUUGGAGUCUCAUCCACUAACAAAGGCUUUAACCCUGAGAUUUAUAUCAACCAGGAGCCUUUUGAUGGUACAGUGGCCUUUGUUUCUCUUCCCUCUGAAAUACAAGACAGAUUCCCAAUCGUAAACAACACCAGCCCCCGUAUUCAGUUUCAGUUUUAUGGUGUUCCAACUCUUUUUCAAACAAAGAAUAACCCAGAUAUGAAAAAACUGAACACUUACGUGGUGUCUGCAAGUGUGACUAAUGCCACAGGAAACAUUGAAAACCUAAAAGAAUAUGUUGCAGUCACUCUGCACCAUCUAAAAGAUAAGAGAAAGGACCAGAAUGUCCAGUGUGUCUACUGGGAUUUCAAUAAGAAUGAUGGAUAUGGAGGAUGGAGUCCAAAGGGGUGCUGGACAUAUAACAUCAGCAAAGAUUACACAACCUGUCUGUGUGACCACAUGACCCACUUUGGAGUGCUGCUGGAUGUGUCUAGAACUCCCAUUGAUGAAAAGAAUGAGAGAAUCCUUACUCUUAUUACAUACCUGGGCUGUGGUGUGUCUUCAUGCUUUCUUGGGAUCACAGUGCUAACAUACACCCUCUUAGAGAAGUUAAGAAGAGACUACCCAUCCAAAAUUCUUUUGAACCUGUCCAUUGCAUUACUGGGACUGAACCUGGUGUUUCUACUGAACUCCUGGAUUUCUUCUUUUGACAUCUAUGGCCUAUGCAUUGCUGUGGCUGUGACCUUACACUAUUUCUUACUGACUUCCUUUACCUGGAUGGGCCUGGGGGCUGUGAAUAUGUACUUUGCUUUGGUCAAAGUUUUCAAUGUGUAUGUGCCCUCGUACAUCUUGAAAUUCUGCCUGCUUGGCUGGGGGAUUCCACUUGUUAUAUGUGGCUUGGUGCUGGCUAUAAACAUGGAUGCGUAUGGCAUGAACAUCAUGAGUGAUUCCCAAAUGACCCUGGAUGAUUCUGAAAUGUUCUGCUGGGUACAAAAUGAUGUGGUAUUCUAUGUGACAGUGGUGAGCUACAUAGCCUUUAUACUACUGUGCAAUGGCUCCAUCUUCUUAGUGGUUCUGAUCCAGAUCAGAAACAUGCAAGUCAAUCAACCUGCUGGCACCCGAAGUGGGAUCUUGAAAGACCUGCGGGCUGUGGCGAGCCUUACCUUCUUACUGGGUCUCACCUGGUCUGUGGCUUUUCUCACUUGGGGUCCUGUCAAAGUGUUCCUCCUCUACUUGUUCUCCAUACUUAACAGCCUUCAAGGAUUCUUCAUUUUUGUGUUCCACUGUCUCAUGAAGGAAAACGUACGUAAGCAAUGGAGAAUACAUUUAUGUUGUGGAGCUUUCAAGCUGCAGGAAUACUCUGAAUGGAGCCAAACUGCAACUGUGGUUCCCAAACACAAACCCAAUCCACCAAAUACAUUUCCCUUCAUGGCAUCUGUGAGAUCCAUCAAAUCGAAUUCAACUCAGAGCUCAACUGUUUCCUCAGAAUCCAGCCAACGUCAAGUGACUAUCACAAGACCGGACCUGGGAUUUCUAUAUGAAAACAGUUUGGUAAUACCAAGAGCCAGGACAGGACUGUCGUUUCUUCCUCGUGAUGCAUCUCCUGCCACAGCAAGUGAGAUUGAGUUUUCUUCAAAGCCAUGGAUGAAUGGAUUCGACACAGAUAUUUAUCCCAAAUAAAUGUGACUGUUUGUUGCUCUGUACUAAAGCACAUGUUUUUCUGGAAACUUUCAGUUUUAAAAUGACACUUGCCUCUUCAGAAAAAUAAAUAUACAAAAAUAAAAAUGUAUGUAAAUUAAAAUGUCAAUUAGAUUAUAUCAAGAAAAAGUAUGUUGUACCUUAUACAACAAUGAUUUAACAGUAUGAUUUGUCUGUAAAAAUGUGAAAUUACCUAUAUGUUUCCAUAAUAA
Messenger RNA from Megalobrama amblycephala (Wuchang bream), 4408 nucleotides. It is a transcript of the gene adgrg4b, whose product is annotated as adhesion G-protein coupled receptor G4. The transcript is spliced from 28 exons. The record is from RefSeq and is a predicted model, not a curated record. Gene Ontology annotation, molecular function: G protein-coupled receptor activity. NCBI's taxonomy places the organism in Eukaryota, Metazoa, Chordata, Actinopteri, Cypriniformes, Xenocyprididae. Gene Ontology annotation, biological process: cell surface receptor signaling pathway; adenylate cyclase-activating G protein-coupled receptor signaling pathway. Gene Ontology annotation, cellular component: membrane. Bases 249 to 4178 code for a protein of 1309 amino acids.